Alnus glutinosa is the source of this 2001-nucleotide messenger RNA. RefSeq lists its product as uncharacterized. The record is from RefSeq and is a predicted model, not a curated record. The transcript has 11 exons. The coding region runs from base 99 to 1673 and encodes 524 amino acids. Lineage: Eukaryota; Viridiplantae; Streptophyta; Magnoliopsida; Fagales; Betulaceae.
AGGCCUUUCCGAUUCGCAUUUCGCACCUCAUCCUCACGGACUAUUCUUUGAGACAAAGACGAUGCUUGUGGAUCUCACACUUCUAUAAAUACAGAGACAUGAUGAUGAUGAUGAUGGAAUCAGCCAUGGCCGUCCGAUUCUCCGCCGGUGCAAAUGUCUGCUCCUCCACCGCCCUACCCUAUUGUCGCUCAAUGUGGAGCUCGGAGGAUUUGCACGGAGUCCAUGUCACCUCUUGCGGGCUCUCUCACUCUGGCAGUUUCGAUUCGCCGUGGAAUAGAAUUCGAAGAUUAAAAGGCCGGUACCUGACAAGAAGGAACACACUCAUAAAAAAUAGAAUUCGAGCCUCUGUGGAGCAUUUGGACUCAGCUUGGGAUCCUGAAAAGCAGAAUGGGACGUCACAGUACCAUCCAGAUGAGGAAAUUGCUGAGCCUAUGUCAGAAAAUGGUGGAGAUGUUAGACUUACAACCGCAGAAACUUCUAGGACAAUUCUUGAGGUAAAUAGCAAAGCGACACUCCUGUUUUCCAGUUUGAUCAAUGAUGAAGUUCAUGAGAACAUUCUCUUGCCUGACUUGCCUUAUGUUACUGAUGAACAUGGAAAUAUAUACUUUCAAGUGAACAAUGGUGAUGGUGAUGAUGUGUUUCAAUCUCUAACUUCAGAAAAUAACUUUGUGCAAGUCAUUAUAGGCUUGGAUACUAUGGAAAUGAUCAAUGACAUGGAGUUAUCAGGUCCAUCGGAAAUUGAUUUUGGAAUUGAGGAAAUUGAAGAUGAAGAUAGCGAUGUUGAAGAUGAUGAUGAUGAUGAGGAUAAUGAUGAAGAUGAUGAUUAUGAUACGGACUGGGUUGCCGUUCUUGAAGAUGAAGAUGAAGAUGAAGAUGAAGGUGAGCUGGAUGAAUCUGAUGAGACACUUGCAGAUUGGGCAAAGUUGGAGACAAUGCGUUCUUCUCAUCCAAUGUAUUUUGCCAAAAAACUAUCUGAGGUUGCUUCAGAUGAUCCGAUAGACUGGAUGGAUGAGCCUUCAGCUAGUGUUGCUAUCCAGGGCCUUCUAAGACCUGCUUUUAUUGAAGAACAAUCUGUCAUCCAGAAGCAUCGAUCUGACCAUAAGUCCAGUAAUGCUGACGUAAACCAGGUUGGGGAAAUUGUAGAAGACAAACUAGAAGAUCUUGGUAUGAUUAAUGAUCACAGACAUGAAUCAGGGUCAUCUGAGAAUAGUUCAAUCUGGGCAGAGGAAGCUGAGAAGGAUGACAUCCCUGUAAAUGGAACUUCAUUUUACAGGCUGGAGAUGACUAGGAUUCAGUUUUUCUCCUCGUAUGGACAUCCGACUGUUGUUGAGGUAGAAGACUUCAUGAAAGCUCAACCUGAUGCUAUUGCACACUCAGCAGCCAAAAUUAUAUCUCGUCUAAAAGCUGGUGGAGAAAAGACCACACAGGCCCUCAAAUCUCUUUGUUGGAGAUGUAAGGGUCUCCCAGUGGAGGAGGCAGCACUUAUUGGUGUAGAUACCCUUGGGUUUGACUUAAAGGUUUGCUCAGGAACACUAGUACAGACAUUGCGGUUUGCAUUUAAUACAAGGGCCACUUCAGAAUACAGUGCUGAGAGGCAGCUUAAUGAUCUACUAUUCCCAAGGAUCCCCUACAAGCCGCAAAAGAUGAAACAAACCUAUCAAAAUGAAUGCUAACAUUGUCAAAUGCCAUAUCCCAUUCUGGAAGGUAGUUGUACCCUCUUCGAUAAGAUCUGAAUGGUGAAAGAAAAAGAAAAAUCAAUGAGCAUUCACGAGCUUAUGUAAUUGUUGUUUGCAAGAAAUCUUCUAGGAAUUCUUUCUCUUCCAAGCUGCUUUUUCUUCUAUUUCUCAUCCAUAGUCCUCUAUUACCUGAGCUUUUGUAUUUUCAUGAGCUUUCCUCAUUUUCGAGGGUUGCAAAUGAACUAUGAACUUGAAUAGCCUAGAUUCAAGUUAGGUUUAUUUAUUAAACAACUUGAAAUUAAAUUAAAAUGAGUCAUUUUCUUCA